This is a messenger RNA of Sparassis crispa, 2349 nucleotides long. RefSeq lists its product as hypothetical. The record is from RefSeq and is a predicted model, not a curated record. Bases 1 to 2349 code for a protein of 782 amino acids. The transcript has 17 exons. Gene Ontology annotation, biological process: intracellular protein transport; receptor-mediated endocytosis. Gene Ontology annotation, cellular component: AP-4 adaptor complex; membrane coat. Gene Ontology annotation, molecular function: cargo adaptor activity. Lineage: Eukaryota; Fungi; Basidiomycota; Agaricomycetes; Polyporales; Sparassidaceae.
AUGAAACAAUUGAAGGAGUGCUUGGUCCUGUUACUGUAUUGUGCGAUGACCGUGAAUCCCGGUGUUGUCGCGAAUGUGGACUUUGCCUUCCACCACGCCAUUAACUUGGCAGAGGCCGGACAGACUAUACAGGACAAGAGAAUAGGCUAUUUGUUUUGUGCAGAAUUGAUGCCGCCAGAGCACGAACUUCAGCUCAUGCUUGUGAACACCUUGCGUAAGGAUCUUGAAAGCCAUCUUGUCCCCCGAAUUUGUCUCGCCCUGGAUACCCUCAUCCACUUCUCCACGGAAGAUUUCAUCCCUGCUAUCCAGUCUCGUUUAAUAGAUCUAUUAUCUCACAGCUCGUCAGUUGCAUAUUCUGAACCCAUCGUCGCUAGCGCUGCUCUGAUCGUAUGCGUCGACUCAGUAAAGACUGGACAUAUCUCUGACGACAUGUUUCACUCGAUGCUAUCGAAACUCUACUCGUCUACCUGGAGUUCUCGCCCAGAUCCUGGUAAAAACAACAUCCUCCUUAAGGUCAUGAACGCGCUGCGUUUUUUUACACCAUCUGAACGAGACUUGGCUCUCACAAUAGAAAUCCUCCGUGCGGCACGUCCGAGGGGAUUCUCUGCACGCGCCGCAAUUUAUCAAUGUUUCCUGGUUGCGGCAAAUGCACCCUUGGAAUCACUGCUUGCAACACAAGCUCAAGCGGGCACUUCUUUUGUGCAGGAAAUACAACAUCUCCUGACUUCUGAAGAUGUCAAUGACGUCUAUCUCUUCGUUGUCUGUUUGAGUCACAUCGAUCCUGCACUCUGGGCUGGCACAAGCUCAGAUAUCCCCGCAGUCUUGGAAGAGUGGGAGGUCGAACGGGUGAUGAGGUUGCUCGAGUCAGCUGAUAAGUGCAUCAGAACCAAAACCCUGUGCAUACUACAACGCGUCGAUCGUGGUAUAGUGGAGGCAUACUAUACGCAGUUGCUUCGGGGCGACUCUCAAACUAGGAUCAUGCAAGACCCCGAAGAACACUCGCGGCGACUGCUAGAAAUUAUCCAAGUUAUCUGUGGAGAGGAUGGCGAACUGUACAUCCAACACAUCAAGAGUCUGCUUCCGGUUCUCGAGGGGAGCACUCCAUUAAACAAGCGGCGCGUUCUACAAGAAGCAGUGGAGGACGUUCUUGUCCAUGUGCGAAGCGCAAAUGCGAACUUCCAAAGCAGUUGUAUUGGUGUAUUGUUCGCGAAUAUCACUGAACCUGACUUGGAGAUUGGUCCAACUCUCAUGGUAAUCCUUACGGCAUUGAUCAGCGAGUACCUGUAUAUGUCUCCAAUAUCGCCGGUCAAUCUACUGCGUGGAUUGAGCAAACGACUUUCUCUGUAUUCUGGUUCCAUCCAGGACGCUUGUUUGCUAUCCAUGACUCGCAUCGCUGCUGAAUCUGACGAAGCACCUUCUGAUGUGGUUGAGAACGUCAGUACUGUGCGGGAUCGAAGUAGCAGAUACGUUAGACGUCGCUGCGAUCAAUUCAUCAGUCUGUCCCGCUCGAAAGCGCAAAUCAAGCACAUCAUAUCAAUGGCCAAAUCUACUGCGCUACCUGACUUCAUGGUUGCUCUCGAAACGUACGAAGUAGAGAAAGAUAAUCGGGAAGCACACCUACCGUCGUCGCCAUCACUGGUUUCAGCACGGUCAUCUGAAUCGGUUUCUCGCAAUUCGCCUUACCCGCAUGAACUACGCUAUGACGCAUAUGAGCCUCCAAAACUCACAUCUCGCCUGCGACGUCUAAGUAAUAGUAGUAGCUCGAGGCAGUCGGAGGAUGGUAGCUCUCGGUUUAUCGGACAAGUACGAGCUUCUCAGGAGGCAUUGGCAAGGACUAUAACUCCAGGUGAUCUGGCUCUUGUUGCUGGUCAAGCUGAACUUACUUCCAUGGCGUCUCCCCCAGCACCAAACACGGUGUUACCUGUAGUGCAGAUUAUGGACGAAGACGAUACGACGUCGCGUGUCGACCUCAUUGCGCUCGAUUCGCCUUUCGUGUCUGAGCCUCUGGUGUCAAUCUCAACUGCGUCCAGUGUCAGUGAAUUCGACUUUGAAGCCACUUGGAAUCUUCUCGACAGCGCUAAUUCGCGGGGAUGGAGCGAAGUACCCAUCAAUGUCGUCGUAGGGCGUUUGCAAGGUCUGCAGCGUCGGCUGAAGAUGAUUGCUGCGGAUGUAGCGCCAUUCGAAGGCGAUGUGAAAAUUAUCAUUUCACCAGAGAUUGCAGAUACCUCUAGUACUCGUGGCGUUGCGGUGCUUCGCUUGAAGGGAAGCGAAGAUGGGAGUUGUCUGUGGCGUUUGCGCUGUGGAGACGAACAGCUACGAUCAUCUAUCAGGAAUAUCCUGUCAGGUUAG